CAAAUCUAGCCACACCAUCAAUAAAAACUCCAUAGAACCAUCAAUAAUUUUCACUUAAUUCUUCCAUUUUUUCACUAUGGAGAAAAAAACAUUACUUCUAAUCAUAUUUUUCACUUCGAUGAUAAAUUAUACACUUUCAAAAAAAAUCGCAACGAAAAAUAAACUUAUUUGUGAAAAUUGUGGCAAAAUCCCCGUGCCUUAUCCAUUAAGCACGGCGCCUAAUUGUGGCGAUCCAUUAUACAAAGUAAGUUGCAAUGCAGGUACACUAUGGUUCGAUGCGAUGAAAAAUUCAUCUUACGUUAUUUCAUCUGUUACCCCACAAAUUCAACGAUUAGUCAUUAAACCACCUACCCCAUACCCUAACACAUGUCUAUCGUCUGAUUUUCGCUCCGAGGGGAUCCAACUUGACCCGAAUCUACCAUUCAACAUCACGGCUAGCAACGUAAUAUUGUUGUUAAAUUGCACGGACUAUAUGUUGCACUUGCAAGUACCGAUAAAUUGUUCAUCGAGUUGUGUGUGUCAUCCUUAUGUUGAAAAAAAUUUAGAGUGGGGUGCUUGUAGGAAACAAAGUUUGUGUUGUACAUUUAGGACAGGAGGGUCACAAAAUGAGUAUAUGAUUAGGGUUCAUUCACAAGGGUGUAUGGCAUAUCAAAGUUUUGUUGGAUUGGAUAGUUCAUUGCCAAUUGAAAAAUGGCCACAACCUGGGCUUGAAUUAAUGUGGCAAAUUCCAGAUCCACCUAUUUGUAAAAAACAAGUGGAUUGUGAUGCAUUGAAAUAUUCUAGGUGUUUGGUUGAUCCGAAAGAUGUUAGAAAGAAGAGGUGUUUUUGCAAGUCUGGACACUAUUGGGAUGCACAAGGAUAUUGUCAAAAAUGUCGACAUGGCACAGCUUGCAAAAUUCGAAGGAACAAAGCGCCUCUUAUCGCAGGUUCUUCAGUUGCUGUUAUAUCAGUGGUUCUCAUGGUCUUAGGUGGAUUUUUAGUCUACAGACGUUAUCUAAUAAAAAGAAGAACAAUAAGGUUACUUGUCAAAGAAAGAGAAGAAAUAUUAAGUGCAAAUACAAGUGGAAAAUCAGCUAAAGUUUUUGCUGGCAAAGAAAUUAAAAAAUCAACAAAUAAUUUUGCCAAAGAAAACCUUUUAGGCACUGGUGGAUUUGGUGAAGUAUUUAAAGGUAUUUUAGAUGAUGGUACUAUAGUUGCAGUUAAAAGAGCAAAACCCGGUAACGCUAAGGGCACGUUACAAGUCCUUAAUGAAGUUCGAAUCUUGUGCCAAGUGAACCAUCGUGGUCUAGUAAAAUUACUCGGCUGUUGUGUCGAGCUCGAAUUACCUCUUUUAAUUUACGAGUACGUACCUAACGGUACGCUUUUCGAGCACCUCCACGUGUUCCGUCUCCGCGGGCAGGCCCCACUUAGUUGGUUGAGGCGUCUCGUGAUCGCUCAACAAACCGCGGAUGGGCUCGCGUACCUACACUCAUCGGCCGUUCCGCCGAUUUAUCAUCGCGAUGUCAAGUCGAGUAAUAUUUUACUAGACGAUAAGCUCGAUGCUAAGGUUUCGGACUUUGGACUAUCGAGAUUAGUCGAGCUGAGUGAAAGUGACAAUACUCAUAUCAACACAUCCGCUCAAGGUACAUUGGGGUAUCUCGAUCCUGAAUACUAUCUGAACCUUCAACUGACAGAUAGGAGUGACGUUUAUAGUUUUGGAGUUGUGCUUCUAGAACUUUUGACGUCUAAAAAGGCGAUUGAUUUUAAUCGAGACGAGGAAAAUGUGAACUUGGUUGUGUAUAUGAAGAGGAUCAUGGAUGGAGAAAAAUUGAUGGAUGUAAUUGACCCUUUCAUUAAAGAUGGGGCAAGUAAAGUGGAACUUGAGACAAUUAAGGCUGUAGGAAACUUAGCAUCAGCUUGUUUAGAUGAUAGGAGGCAAAAUAGGCCAUCGAUGAAAGAAGUAUCUGAUGAACUGGAGUAUGUUAUUGGUAUUGUUAGUGGCCAGGCUUCAAAAAGUUAGAUGGAUUAUUGUAAUUUUUGGUUUAGUUAAUAGAAUAUGAUGUCAUCUUUGAUUUUGUUACAAGCUAACUAAUUUUGUUUUUUUACAUAUUCACAACAUGAAUCUUUUUCUUCUAACAUUAUAUAUUUGUAUUGAUCUAAAUUUGAAAUUGUCUCGAUUUUAAUGAACAUUCAAAGGGUGUUGUCUAGGGAUUAAUCAACGGUGUGGAAUAUGAUUCAUGAGUUUUCAAGUUUGAAGUCCAAUAGAGACAAGAAUACUAGGAGAUUAUUCCUUCUCAUCUGUCUGAAUCUUGGUGGAUAGAUAUAUCAAGUAAUUGUGUUAGUGGGAGAUAACAAAUACCAAAUAACACUAAUCGUGAUGUGUGCAAGUUGAUCCUAACACCUCGAUUAUAAAAAAAAAAUCACAGUUUAAGUUACCCACAGCAGGUUGUGAUAAUAAAGACUUUAAACAGAUGAGUUAUUAUUUGUUAAAAUGAAAUAAGAGAAGAGAAAAUAACUUGAAAUAAAAAAAUAAUUUAUAAUGGCCCAUGCAGGUCUCGAACCUGCGACCUUCGCGUUAUUAGCACGACGCUCUAACCAACUGAGCUAAUGGGCCAAUACAUUCAUGGAUCCAUUGAUUACUAAUAUAUAUGUAACUUUUGUUACUUAAUAAAGAAAAAAAACCCACACCUGUUUUUUGAUGUAACAACUAUACUCUUAGGACUGAAAUCAACACAGAUAAUGCCUGUAGUGAAAGCAUUUGCAUCAACUUGUCAAAUUUAUUCAAAGCUAGAACAUAAUUUUUUAAAAAAACACGUUUUUCCUGUUUGUUUCAUCAAUGAGAAUGAAGCAAUGUAGAAUUUUAUUUACUUUCUUGAUAUUUUGAACCCGUUAGUGAAAAUCUUGACUCCAUACCAAGUCCACUUCUAUCAAAUACUGCUGCAGUACUACUACAAAAAAUUAAAAAAAAAAAACAACAAAAAUAAGAGUUUUACAACCAAAUGCGCGAAAACAUCAGGAGAGUACUAAAUUAAACACAGCUUUGUCAAGGAAAUCUUUAUGAUGUAGCUAUAACAAGGUAACCUUUCACUCCUGAAGCAGGGAAGAUAGAUACGUAGCUGAAAGUAAGCAAGAGAUUUUAACACAAGACGAGGCCGUUUCAUCAGAAUUUACUACAAAUACGAAUAAAUACAUAAAUUAAGAAAAA
Molecule: messenger RNA, 3184 nt
Organism: Solanum lycopersicum (tomato)
Lineage: Eukaryota; Viridiplantae; Streptophyta; Magnoliopsida; Solanales; Solanaceae
Product: wall-associated receptor kinase-like 20
Biological process (GO): cell surface receptor signaling pathway; protein phosphorylation
Cellular component (GO): plasma membrane
Molecular function (GO): ATP binding; polysaccharide binding; protein serine/threonine kinase activity
Source: RefSeq, a predicted model, not a curated record